AUGGUCAACCCAGUCUCAACAGGUAAAAUGGCAGCGAGUCCAGCUGAGACGGUCCAACCCGCCGUCCUCUAUAAACUCAUCAUUUUCGCUGUAUUGAUGGCAGUAGCACCCAUCGGAACAUACUUUACGGUGUUAACAUACUUUACAAAAGGAAAUACCAUCGCCUCUGCCAUCGCAGCUAUCAUAGCAGCGAACCUCGUCCUGAUAGGUUAUAUAGUGGUAGCAUGGUUGGAAGGUCCACCUGGUCCGAUCGUACCGCCAUCACCAGCAGGAGAAGUCAAGAAGAACAGGUAG
Kwoniella botswanensis is the source of this 294-nucleotide messenger RNA. RefSeq lists its product as uncharacterized. Gene Ontology annotation, cellular component: endoplasmic reticulum membrane. NCBI's taxonomy places the organism in Eukaryota, Fungi, Basidiomycota, Tremellomycetes, Tremellales, Cryptococcaceae. Gene Ontology annotation, biological process: vacuolar proton-transporting V-type ATPase complex assembly. The transcript has 3 exons. Bases 1 to 294 code for a protein of 97 amino acids. The record is from RefSeq and is a predicted model, not a curated record.